Acaulospora colombiana is the source of this 735-nucleotide messenger RNA. NCBI's taxonomy places the organism in Eukaryota, Fungi, Glomeromycota, Glomeromycetes, Diversisporales, Acaulosporaceae. The record is from the annotation of a GenBank genome assembly.
AUGUCCUCUGCUGUGACAAAAAUCAUUAAAAUCUACAAGAUAUCUCCUCAAAUGACUCCAUCUGAGCUUAGCAGAUACACAGAUGAAUUAACUAAAGAUCUUUCUCGUGGAUUUAGAGAUCAGGCCCGAAGGCGUCUUAGACAAAUAGGAUAUAACGAGGAACAGGGGAAUUCCAUCAAAGAUAUGGACCAAAGUAUUCUAAAAAAUAAUAAUUUAUCACAUAUGGAAAUUAAUGAAGAUGCAUCAAUUGCUUAUUCUCAUGAAAGUGCCACCGAUAUAGCUAAAUCCUCACGACUUUCAUACCUCCGAAGAGAUUUACGCAAAAAUGGGGCAUCUGAGGAUGUGAUCGAGACGACAAAACAUUCUUGGUUAACUGAAGAAUAUAAUCGUCUUCAAAAAAUGAGACGAGAAAUGCUCACCUGUCAAAAACUAGAUCUUCCCGAUCAUUUUAUGCCUGAAGCUAUACUUGAAAGGCUCCAAGGAUACAGCAUAUAUGAUAGUCCUUCUGAACAAGCUCUUGCCGAUAUAAUUACAAUGCUCUGUAUGCGUCCUGCUGAAGUUACAACUCUUCAUAUUGCCAAUGGAUACGUAACAGAAUAUGCUAAAGGUCGUGGAAUAGGCCUAAGAAAUUCUGUUAAAUGGAAAAAUAUGAAAAACGAGCUUGUGAAUUACUCACUUGGAUUCAAAAAGCAAUUGCAAAUGACACUUUGUGGGAUCCAGGAAUACCAUGUGUAA